This is a messenger RNA of Sardina pilchardus (European sardine), 1502 nucleotides long. RefSeq names its product basic salivary proline-rich protein 1-like. The coding region runs from base 6 to 1187 and encodes 393 amino acids. The record is from RefSeq and is a predicted model, not a curated record. Lineage: Eukaryota; Metazoa; Chordata; Actinopteri; Clupeiformes; Clupeidae. The transcript has 2 exons.
CAACCAUGAGAGCUGACAGUGGACUUACGGUAUUAGCUGUUAUUCUCAUCUCUGCAACAUCAUACGGUUCAGGAGACCAUGAAAUGGAUUAUGGCAGUGAGGAAAGAGGCACUGGGUGUGAGAUUGUUGAAUUAACUACCAUUAACUACCAAGAUCCACCCUUGGCAGACACCACAACAACUUUGUCAGAUGUGACAAAAUCUCCUACAGCCAGUGUCCGGAAAACAACACCUCAAACCGAAAGACCCAAACGUCCUUUGGUGUAUCGCGGUGAGUCUUUGGUCGUCUACAUGCCAAAAAGAGGCAAGGAGUCACAACAAAAUUCGAAUAGCAAAGUUCUCACUGAGACUCUUAGACGUGACCUUAAUUCUUUGAAAAUUGCUCUUGAGCAGGGAAAAAUAAGAGCUAGGGUGAUCCAUUCUAGGCCUUUACAACCCGUGAAAUCUGUGUCAAAACCAAAUCAAUCCAAUGACAAUACCGCUCAAGAGCAAACAUCAAUGAGGGUUAUGAAGGCUAACCCUGCCUCUGGCAUCCCUAUGCCCAGAAAUGGUGAACUCAAUCUUGCCAAUUGGUUGCAGUCAUUGCAAAAUUGGUAUGCUGGCCAGGCCGGAAAUCAAGGACCAUCUCCAAACAGACCUCCUCAAAGUGGAUCAAACCAAAACAACUUCCCUCAGGGUGGCUCUCCUCAAAGUGGACCAAACCAAAACAACUUCCCUCAGGGUGGAUAUCCUCAAAGUGGAUCAAACCAAAACAACUUCCCUCAGGGUGGCUCUCCUCAAAGUGGACCAAACCAAAACAACUUCCCUCAGGGUGGAUCUCCUCAAAGUGGAUCAAACCAAAACAACUUCCCUCAGGGUGGAUCUCCUCAAAGUGGAUCAAACCAAAACAAUUUCCCUCAGGGUGGCUCUCCUCAAAGUGGACCAAACCAAAACAACUUCCCUCAGGGUGGAUCUCCUCAAAGUGGAUCAAACCAAAACAACUUCCCUCAGGGUGGAUCUCCUCAAAGUGGACCAAACCAAUACAACUUCCCUCAGCGCAGAAUUCCUCUGUCUCUCAAAAGUCUAUCAACCCAUGAUGAAAGUAGUUCAGGGACAGUGAAGACAAAGAAAAUAAUUCCUUGGCCAAUGAAAGGCUUCAGAUCUAAACCUCCAAUCAAGGGGAGGCCAUAUUCACGCAUGUAUGGCUAAGGAAAAACUUAUCUAGACCUGGAAAUUGCUUUGAUUGUUAGAUUGUAUAUGUUUUAGAGACAAAGACGGUGUGUUCACAUGUGUUUAAUUUCUGGAGAUUUUAUUUUCCUUUUUGUUGAAUGCUACUUUGAGUCACUGCUCAAGUAAAUAAUUGUGUUUUUGUUUUUCUUUUUUUUUAAGACAACUACACAUAUGAAACUACAUAUUUCAUUUGCAUCCCUUUUAUAAAUAGCCUACUAUGCCUGCAAUUUCUUUCUGGUUUGACACUGUUAUUGAAGCUUCAUUUUAAUAAACAAAUUCUCCAUCUUGCUGCUA